CUCUCAUAUUGUAUUCAUCAUCACUUAACAAAGAAUUCCUUUCAUUGUACACUCUCUUCUUAAUUAAUUUAUUUCUUAUAUAUUUCAAAACAUCUGCUUUAGUAGUUUCCUUAAUCAUUCUUAAUUUAUGGCUGCUUCCUCCUUCCCAUGUUGGAAAUAUGAUGUCUUCUUGUGCUUCAGAGACGAAGUCCGCAAGAAUUUCUUGAGUCAUCUCUGUUGUGCUUUAGACGACAAUGGAUUUAGGGCCUGUAAAGACGAUGAACUUGAAAGGGGAUUCGACAUUGCCACUGAGCUGCAGCAAGCGAUCGAGCAGUCUAGAAUUGCCGUUGUCGUGUUCUCAAAAAACUUUGCUGAUUCCGAGUGGUGCCUAGACGAGCUUGUGAAGAUCCUUGACUGCAGGCGAAGGUUAGGACAGAUUGUUCUACCCAUUUUCUUCCAUGUGGAUCCCUCAGACGUCCGAAACCAGAGUGGGAACUUUGGAGAUGCGUUUACCCGUCACCAGGAGGUUCCUUUGGAGAUCGUGAAGAAGUGGAAGAAUGCUCUUACUUAUGCAGCCAAUCUGACCGGGUUUGACCUACAGCAUGUCAACGGGUAAUCUAAUCUUGUAUAUAUUCAUCACUCCUCUUUUCCCAUUUUUGAUCCUUUGUCUUCAUCAUAUGAACAAUUAUUAUUUGAAUAAAUUGAUUCUCCUGUU
This is a messenger RNA of Rubroshorea leprosula, 694 nucleotides long. NCBI's taxonomy places the organism in Eukaryota, Viridiplantae, Streptophyta, Magnoliopsida, Malvales, Dipterocarpaceae. The record is from the annotation of a GenBank genome assembly.